This is a messenger RNA of Melitaea cinxia (Glanville fritillary), 1678 nucleotides long. RefSeq names its product multiple inositol polyphosphate phosphatase 1-like. Bases 36 to 1442 code for a protein of 468 amino acids. Lineage: Eukaryota; Metazoa; Arthropoda; Insecta; Lepidoptera; Nymphalidae. The transcript is spliced from 8 exons. The record is from RefSeq and is a predicted model, not a curated record. Gene Ontology annotation, molecular function: inositol phosphate phosphatase activity; acid phosphatase activity.
GUCCUUUCAGUAGAGUUUGUAAGUGUCAUACAAUAAUGUUUGGAAAAGUGGUGUUCAUAAUAUUUUUUAAUGUAGUGCUUUGUAAGGAUUGUUACUGGAACUCGCGUCCUUAUGAAUUAUUUUCUACUAAAACCCCAUAUGUUACUGUAAGAGGUGACUUGAGGGAUGAGAAAUUGCCUGAAAUUGAUAAUUGCCAACCGAUAAGCCUUUGGUCGCUCCACCGGCACGGUAACAGGAGCCCGGGCCGGCAAGUAACAGAGGAUAUCAAUGAACUGCAAAAGAAUAUUAUUAAUGCAAUUAAAAAUGAAUUCGAAAACAGUCGAACUCGACUACUCAGCACGAACUGUUUUCAGGACAUAGAAGAUCUUCUAAAUUGGAAAUGGAACGCUACAUUAGAAACUUCACCAAACUACCUCACAGGCGUCGGCUAUGAGGAAAUUUAUGAACUAGGUAAAAGAGUGAACCAAAGGUUCACAACACUACUAUCAGGAGACUAUGAUAAGUUUUACUUUAGACCGACUAAUGAACAGAGGACUAUCACCAGCGCUAUCGCCUUCGUGCAUGGAUUAAUGUAUGAAACAAACAUCAGUCUGUAUGAGAACAUUGAUGGGCCGUGGAAGGAGGAUAAUGUGAUUCGGCCUUACGAACACUGUAUCAAGUAUCAAGAGGAAGUCUUUUCAGGGCAGAAAAUUGUUGACGAACUUGCUGCAUACGACACUAGUCCAGAAGUCUUAGCUGUCAGAGACAGAGCUCAAAUGCAUUUGGGUACUGCCUAUCAAUUGACAGUGAGUGACACAUACAAUUUGUAUGAGCUGUGCCGAUUCUACCGAUCCUGGACUACUAACCUUCGAUCUCCGUGGUGCUCGUUCUUCACUAAUAAUGAUUUAGAAGUUCUAGAGUACAGGGAUGACGUCCGUCAUUACUACCGAAAUGGAUAUGGAUCGCAGAUAAACGUCAACCUGGGAGCUGCACCUUUAAAGAACUUAUAUGAACACUUCAAGGCUGUGACUCAGGGCAAUGGAAAGAAUAUCGUUUCAUAUUUUUCACAUGAUACCAUCUUCGAAAUGGUCCUCAGUGCCCUUGGAUUGUACAAGGACAUAAAACCGCUUCGAGGAUCACUAAGAAAUACAAGCCGCUUAUGGAGGACUAGUGAAAUUGCUGCUUUUUCUACGAAUCUAAUUGCAGUUUUGUUCAAGUGUCAGGAAGAAGGAACAGAGACACACCGUGUUCAAUUUCUGAUUAAUGAAAAGCCUACAUCCCUCUGUCCAGCAGAGGGCUGUACUUGGGCGCAGUUUGUUGAUCGCUUCCAAGUCUUUACUAAUUCUACAACAGAAUUUUGUCAGUAUGAAGACAUUAAUAUUCAUUUGCCAAAUAAAAGUGGCGCUGUCAGUCUCUUAUUUAUGAACAUUUUAACGUUAUUAUCAAUAUUACUUAUUAAGUGAAAAAUAUUUUUGUAAGAAUGAUAAAUAAGACUUGACAGUUACUAUAAAUGUGAACCUGUAGUUUGAGACGUUAAGUCUCAAUACUAGAUAAUUUUUGGUAACAUGGCUGCUUUAGAUUACCGAUAAAAUUUUAAUAAGAAAUUUUAGAAAAUAAUUUUUGGUAACCGUCUAAGAGGAUUAGGUAAGUAAAACAAAAAUAACGGUGGUGAAAAAUAAUAUUUAUGUACUUAUGAUUA